AUGACGAACAUACUACUCGAUCCUCUAAAUAAACUCGGCGCACUAUCUCAGGUUCUCUUCCAGUCUUUAUCUCCUCCGCAGACGAAACCACCGAACCCGCCGCCUCUGAACGCUUUCUCGGACUGCGAUGCUGCGUUGGCUGCUGCAUUGGAACUCGCGCGCACACAUCAGGUCAAGCAAAGGAAGAUAGAGACACUCAAGGACGAGGUUGUCGAGCUUGAGAUGAAGUGGCGAGAAGUGUUGGAGAAGUUGGAGACUGGACGCCGAGAGCUGGAGGUGAUUGUGGAUGAGGGCCAGGAGCGUAUCAAGACUAUCGAGCGAGCUAAAGAAGCUGCCGUACCGUACCCGGAUCUACUAUCAUACGCUCAACAGAUAUCCUCAUUCACGUCUGCGCCACCCAAUCUGCCCAAGACCGAGCAACCCAGCAUGUUGCACCAACUCAGGUUCCGUCCGCCCUUCCCCAACGAGGCCGAUAUGCAAAGAGGUCAUCUAUACAACGAAGCACCACUUGGGCCGUUGGGCGAAACGCAUCCUGUUGCACAACAACCCCGAGAACCAACGCCACCCCCUGCCGAACGCGAUGGUCGGCGUGGACGGGCUGCAGAUUAUCGACCUUUGGACAAUCGUCCUCACCCACAAACCUUCGAUCUCGACUUGGAUCUCAAUCCAGAUCUAUGA
This is a messenger RNA of Peniophora sp. CBMAI 1063, 678 nucleotides long. Lineage: Eukaryota; Fungi; Basidiomycota; Agaricomycetes; Russulales; Peniophoraceae. The record is from the annotation of a GenBank genome assembly.